AUGACAAUGACUACGAUUCCAGAAAGUCUUAAUAGCCCCGGCUCAGGAAAAACCGUUUUCAUGGAGUUUGGACCCCCGAGUCAACAAAUGUCGCCUUCCUCCAUGUCUCACGGACAUUAUCCCAUGCACUGUUUACAUUCUGCAGGUCAUACACAGCACGACAGCUACAGUCCAGCCUCGUCGUUUCCCAGAUCUUUGGGUUAUCCAUACGUAAACUCGGUCGGCAGCCAUUCCACCAGUCCAUAUCUCAGUACAGUACAGACUUACCAAAACAGCUCGGGACUCACACAGACGCGAUUAGAGGACGCAGCGCCAGAAACAGAGAAAAACACGGUGGUCGAAGGCGGAGAGGUGCGAUUCAACGGCAAAGGGAAAAAGAUUAGGAAACCAAGGACUAUAUAUUCCAGUUUACAGCUUCAAGCUCUGAACAGGAGAUUUCAACAAACUCAGUAUUUGGCGUUACCGGAGAGAGCGGAGCUCGCUGCGUCGCUGGGUCUCACUCAGACACAGGUAAAAAUUUGGUUUCAGAAUAAACGGUCAAAAUUCAAGAAACUGAUGAAGCAAGGCGGUGGCACAAUUGACACCAACGCUUUAGCCACUGGCCGCGGACUUUCGAGCGGCUCUCCCUCGGUGACACCUGUCUGGAGCUCGCCGACCACCGUGAAGACUUCAGUGGGCACAACCGGAUCUUACAUUCCCAGCUACACCUCAUGGUAUCCAACCACGCACCAAGAGUCUAUGCAACAGUCACAGCUCAUGUGA
This is a messenger RNA of Stegastes partitus (bicolor damselfish), 762 nucleotides long. RefSeq names its product distal-less homeobox 1a (gene dlx1a). The transcript has 3 exons. The record is from RefSeq and is a predicted model, not a curated record. NCBI's taxonomy places the organism in Eukaryota, Metazoa, Chordata, Actinopteri, Pomacentridae. The coding region runs from base 1 to 762 and encodes 253 amino acids. Gene Ontology annotation, molecular function: DNA-binding transcription factor activity, RNA polymerase II-specific; RNA polymerase II cis-regulatory region sequence-specific DNA binding. Gene Ontology annotation, biological process: negative regulation of transcription by RNA polymerase II; embryo development; cell differentiation.